Molecule: messenger RNA, 1315 nt
Organism: Sceloporus undulatus (fence lizard)
Lineage: Eukaryota; Metazoa; Chordata; Lepidosauria; Squamata; Phrynosomatidae
Product: sulfotransferase family cytosolic 1B member 1-like
Exons: 8
Coding region: 171-1061 (296 amino acids)
Biological process (GO): sulfation
Cellular component (GO): cytoplasm
Molecular function (GO): sulfotransferase activity
Source: RefSeq, a predicted model, not a curated record
AUUGUAUCCACACAGUUCAGGGAACUGGGACUUUCAGUUUCUUUGGCUGUGAAUUUCUACUUUUCCUUCACUGGAAAAAAAAUUGCUCCAGGCUCUCUCUUGUUUAUAUCCCUUUGGAGAUCACACAGCCCUCUUGACAAUUCUCUGUUUCCGCCACUAAAUUGUGAAAGAUGGCCACCCGAGAGAAUUACCUUCGGCAAGACUGGCAGAUGGUCCAUGGUGUUCCGAUGGUCUGCGCAUUCUCCUUUGAUUGGGACAGGAUCGAGAAUUUCCAGAGUAGGCCUGAUGAUAUUGUGAUAUCCACAUUUCCAAAAUCUGGCACAACUUGGAUGAGUGAAAUUGUGGACAUGAUUUUGCAUGAUGGUGACCCUGACAAAUGCAAACGGGAUGCCAUUUUCAAUAAAGUGCCUAUGCUAGAAUUUGCUGCCCCAGGGAAUAUGCCAGCAGGUACAGAACAACUAGCUCAAAUGCCAUCUCCUCGAGUGGUGAAGACUCAUCUCCCAGUCCAACUUCUUCCCAAGUCCUUCUGGGAAAAUGGCUGCAAGAUGAUAUACUUGGCUCGCAAUGCAAAAGAUGUUGCUGUAUCUUUUUACCACUUUGACCUGAUGAACAAGCUGCACCCAGAACCUGGCAGCUGGGAUGAUUAUCUGAAGAAAUUCAUGGCAGGACGAACGGCUUUUGGGUCCUGGUACAGUCAUGUGAAAAGCUGGUGGAAUAAGAGGAAUGAGCACCCUGUGCUAUAUCUGUUUUAUGAAGACAUAAAAGAGGAUCCAAAGCGUGAGAUUAAGAAAGUCAUACAUUUCUUGGGAAAGGACCUGGCAGAACAAGCUGUGGAUCAGAUUGUCUACAACACCUCCUUUGACAAGAUGAAGGACAAUCCUGCUACAAAUUAUAAGAUGGUUCCUACUGAAGUGAUGGAUCACAGAAUCUCCCCAUUCAUGCGCAAAGGAACUGCUGGUGACUGGAAAAAUUACUUUACUGUGGCUCAGAAUGAGGCAUUUGAUGAAGAUUAUAAGAUGCAAAUGUCAGAUACAACACUGCAAUUCAGAACAGAAGUCUGAAGCUCCCUGUAGCUACGACAGAGUUGCCACUGUUCUCCAGUUUUAAUACAAAGUCCAUCAUUUAGUAAAGACAUUGGACUCUUGAGAGUCUCUGCUUUUAAUUAGAGGGGGAAAAAAGUUCCUCAUAUGAAUGAUUGUGGAAUACAUAUAUAAGACAGUACAAAUGAUACAGUUAUGUAGUACUAAUUAAGAUGAUAAAACUGUAUGUAAUUUACAGAUAUUGUAUGUACAUAAAGUACAGAUUUUAAAGUGAA